This is a messenger RNA of Brachypodium distachyon (stiff brome), 1935 nucleotides long. RefSeq names its product E3 ubiquitin-protein ligase RDUF2. Gene Ontology annotation, biological process: protein ubiquitination. The record is from RefSeq and is a predicted model, not a curated record. The transcript has a single exon. NCBI's taxonomy places the organism in Eukaryota, Viridiplantae, Streptophyta, Magnoliopsida, Poales, Poaceae. Gene Ontology annotation, cellular component: cytoplasm. Gene Ontology annotation, molecular function: ubiquitin protein ligase activity. Bases 188 to 1435 code for a protein of 415 amino acids.
ACUGGCCCAGUCGCCGCCGGUUAAAACGCCACCACCCACCCCCAAUCAAUCAUCCCCCAACCCCUCCUCUCCUCUCCCAUUCCCCCACCGCGCCGCCCUUCCUCUCUUCUCUCGCCCCGAUCCGCUCUUCGCCGGAUCUGAUCUCUUGCCGAGAGCCAGCUCAAGGCGUUUCUUUUUUCACUUGCCGAUGGAUCCCUCCUCGCCUGCCCCGCCGGCGGCGGUGGCGGCGGCUGCGAGGGCGCCGUCCUACUGGUGCUACAGCUGCGAGCGCUUCGUGCGCGCCACUGCUAGCGGUGGCGGGGAUGCCGAGGCCGGGGUGGUGUGCCCCGGCUGCGACGGGGGGUUCCUCGAGGAGAUGGACGCGCCGCCGCCUCGCAGCAGGCCGGCCGCCUUCGUCCGCCGCCGUGCCGCGGCGGACCCCGCGCUCCGCGGCGGGGCCACCGAGCUCCGGCCCCGCCGCAACCACCGCCGCGGCUCUGGCGCAUCCGGGGACCGCUCGUCCCCGUACAACCCCGUCAUCGUGCUCCGCCGCUCGGCCGCCACGGACCCGGGCGACGCCGACGACGAGGAGGCCGCGGCGGCGGCGGGCGCCGUGACCAGCAGCAGCUUCGAGCUCUUCUACGACGACGGCGCCGGAUCCGGGCUCCGCCCGCUGCCGGAGAGCAUGUCCGACUUCCUCAUGGGGUCCGGCUUCGAGCGGCUCCUCGACCAGCUCGCCCAGAUCGAGGCCGGCGGCUUCGGCGCCGCGCGCCCCUGCGACAACCCGCCGGCGUCCAAGGCCGCCGUCGAGUCCAUGCCCGUCGUCGUCGUCGCCGCCUGCCACGUCGGCGCCGACUCCCACUGCGCCGUCUGCAAGGAGCCCUUCGAGCUUGGCGCCGAGGCCAGGGAGAUGCCGUGCGGCCACAUGUACCACCAGGACUGCAUCUUGCCGUGGCUCGCGCUGCGUAACUCGUGCCCCGUGUGCCGCCAUGAGCUGCCCACCGAUGUGCCGCGGCCUCCGGCGAGUGACCCGGCUGCCGCGGAGGACCAGGGCAGCAACACUGGGGCUGAGGCUGGCAGCGAGGAGGAGACCGUGGGGUUGACGAUUUGGCGGCUCCCUGGUGGAGGAUUUGCUGUUGGGAGGUUUGCUGGUGGCAGGAGGGCUGGUGAGAGGGAGCUGCCAGUUGUCUACACUGAGGUGGAUGGCGGCUUCAACAAUGGCCCGGCACCGAGGAGGAUUUCAUGGUCAUCGAGAGGGAGCCGAUCGUCUCAGAGGGGCACUAUUAGACGCAUUUUUCACAACAUGUUUGCGUGCUUUGGGCAUGCCCAUUCGACGACCAAUGCUCGAGCAUCAUCCUCGAGGUCAGAGUGGAGCUCGGUUUUCACCCGCGGUUUGAGGAGCCGGAGCACAAGCUGGAGAUCGCAAGAUGGGCAUGCUGAUGCAAUCGCAAGGUGAUGAUUGACGAUACCUUGGGGGGAUAUGACCUUAGGUGUUUGAGAACUGCAGAUUCUUUGCUUUUGUUUGAUGUUAUAUAUAUGAUUCAAGAGAGCAAGGAUGAAAAAGAUUUGCAGAGCAAAACUUGCUGUUUUGUACAUAGAGCAGAUCUAGAGAUAUUGCAGUGGAAAUGUCCUUAAGGCUGCAUUUUGAAGUAUGAUCAUGAGAAUUAUGGAUACUUGUAGUACACGCAUUUGGAAUUGCGCGCCAGAUUUGUUUGUAGCAGUCAACGAUUUCUCCAAAUUCAUUCUGCCCAAUGUGAUGGCAGUUUGUUGUACCUACAACCUGUUGAUGGUUUUAGAUGCUGAAGCAAAGAUUCAAAAAAAUAUCAUUCAAGACAUCUUGUACUUCGGCCUACAGCUGAAUCAAUUUCCUGAUUUGGGUGUCAUUGUUGAUCAGGGGCAUCUUUGGAUCCUUGUUUUCUUGCUAUCAUCACCAGUAAGGAGUUUCAUAUUGUCUUA